CCAAUUAGCUCAGAGUUGCAUCGAUAAGAAACUGGACCAGAUCACCACAGAGGCUAUUUGUGACCAGUGGUGCAUCUGUUAGUUGGCUGGUAAGCAAUUUGAAGCAUCAGCACAGGUUUUACUCCAGGGCUUUUACCAGGGAUCUACAGGGAGGACAACAUAUUUUUUUUAAGCAACAACAUACAAAUUAAGAUGGUGUCCACUUCAUACUUGCUGGCAUUUAUCUUCUUCUGGACAGGGUUAUCGGCACAAUUUAUUGUUCCACCAUGUGACAAGGACAAGUUUGAUAGCGAUGUUCGCAUUUGCCUGUCAGUCUUCAACAACAGCAUGAAGACAAGUAACUAUCACGACAUAUGCCCCUGGCCGACAGUUAAACGCAUCUACAAUGAUCUGAAGCAUUGUGUGGAUGACUCAGCAAUAGCAACUUUGUGCAGGGGUUGCAAAUUUCUGGUAGACGAAAUCUUCCUGGAGGUCCAUAAGGAAUACUUUUUGCUCUGUGGACAGGUCCACGACCCCCCAAUCACCACUCUUAUUAUGCUUAUAGCACCUGGUAUCAUUGCCACAUUCUUCUUGCCCCUACUGUGCCUUAAACUCACCACCUGGAACAAAGAGAUGCCCUGCUCUGUGGGGCUCUGAUGUGCUGCUGACAAAGGAAAAUUGCAGUAUUUUUUAAUGGUAUUUUUCUGUUUUAUGCACGUGUAGGUCCCAUGUGUUUUGGUGCUCAGAGCGUAACACACAAUCACUGCGGUUAUGUAGAUAAAAGAAGAAAAACUGAAGAACAAAAUAAGUACAAUUUGGUUUCCCAGUGGAGGGCUGGGGGGACAACUGUUAACAUUUUCACUUUGAUUGGGCAACUAUACUUAUUUGAACCAGAGUGCAAAGACAAUGAGCUAAAUCAAGUUAGAGGAAAGAGGAAAAUUAGCACAUAGUUGGACCAAACUUAUCCCAACAUAUAAAGAGCAACAGUGAGUAUAAUCCCUAAAGUCGAACAGAACAUUUUUAAAAUGAUAUUUAUGUUUGAGUUGAAUCAUUAUAUACAUGAAACUUAAGAACAUGUUUAGGAAAUAAGAAAUGAGUCUGUUUAGCUGGCCCUUAAGUAGAAUCCUAUGCUAUAGCUAAUCCAUGGGGCUGAUCUCUGUUUUGACUUUAAGUAGAACCUAAAGACGAGCGUAUGAAAGGAUUUAUGUGAAAGUGAAGUUUACACUGCUUGCUCUGAUACAGUAUAUAUGUUGUUUUGUUGUAGUCUGUUUCCAGAAUCAUCAGUAAGGUUGGCCUGAUCCAUAUUUAGAACAAUUAUGAGGAUAAGACCAAGGUUGAAAAACACUGCAACUGUCCUUGCUGUUGUUUUAUACAUCAGCAUGCAUUAAGCAUAUCAUGUACCUACAAACAUAUCUUUGCUUGAUUAUGUCAAAGAAAGUAAGGGGGGAAAUUCUCAAUGGCAUUUUCCCUGUGGGUUAUAUUAUAUUAUAUACGAUUAUAUUUGUCACUGUUUCUGAACUUCACAAAAAGCUUAAAUCUUCUUAAUCUUAUCUCUCGACAAUUAAAAUUGAAAUAUGUAUGUAUACUUUGCCGUACAGAAACAGCAGCUGCAGUCAUUUUGAGUUUAUUGAAGAGUACAUUUUAUUUGAUUGUCUAAAUACUUGGCUGUGAAUGUCUGAACUUUAUGGAACUCUUUGUUUUAUGAUAUAGUAGAUCUCACCCAUCUGGCACCAAAAUAGAGGAAAACAAAACCUUCACAAUGAUAAACCUCACUGUCUCACACUGACUUGUCAUACUUGAAUUAUGUGUAUUGUAUUUUCAAUGUUUGUAAUCUGACAAAAAUGGCGAUUCUGUUUGUAUUUGAAACACAUAAUAAAUAUUUAUU
Molecule: messenger RNA, 1864 nt
Organism: Scomber scombrus (Atlantic mackerel)
Lineage: Eukaryota; Metazoa; Chordata; Actinopteri; Scombriformes; Scombridae
Product: receptor activity-modifying protein 1-like
Exons: 4
Coding region: 193-636 (147 amino acids)
Biological process (GO): calcium ion transport; intracellular protein transport; protein localization to plasma membrane
Cellular component (GO): signaling receptor complex; cell surface; membrane
Molecular function (GO): coreceptor activity
Source: RefSeq, a predicted model, not a curated record